AUGGAGAGAGGUGCCCCCCCCACUCCUCUGCCUCAGUUUGAGAGUGUGGUGCCCGAAUGGACCAAAUGCAGCAGCCGAGAGAAGAGGAAGGAGAAGAAGGUGGAGAAGCCGUUCUACUCCGACUCGGAGGGCGAGUCUGGGCCGACGGAGUCAGCUGACAGUGAGUCCGACUCUGCCAGUGGCUCGGAGAGUGGCAGCGGCAUCGAGGAGACCGGGUCGGGAUCAGAGAGCGAAGAGAGCGAGGAAGGCUCCGAAUCUGAGGAAGAGGAGGAGGAAGAGGAGGAAAAGGACAAGAAGAAGAUUAAGAAAGAAUUAAAGAAGCCAGUGCAAGAAAGCGAAAGGAACUUUACUUUCCUUUCCAGCGAGCAGAGCAGUGAAGAAGAAGAGAGGAAACCAGAGAGGAAGAGCAAACCACGCAAGAGCGACUCUGAGUCUGAAUCCGACGAGGACGAAGAGAGCGAGUCUGAAAGCAGCCAGUCGGAGUCUGAAGACUCAGAGUCUGAGGCAGAAGUCAAAAAGAAAAAAAAGGCAGCUGAAUCUAAACCUCCGUCUAAGCCUGUAAAGAAAGAGAACAAGAAAGAGAAGAAGGAAAUGUCUCUGCUCGACCUCGAUGAUUUCGAACCUGCUCCCUCUCCUCAAGUCACACCGGUCAACACCUUCCUGUCCAACAGCCUCGUGACCGACCUGGAGGGAUUGUCUCUGUCUGACGCCGUUCUCUCUCCGGCAACCAUUUCUCCCUCCAGCGCACUGAAGAGCUACGAGCUGCUGCACCGGAUCACGGGGGAGGGUCUGUCGGUGGGGUACUGCUUCAGUCGACAGCCGUUCAGCCCCGACGCCAACAUGGUGGCCGUGCAGAUGCAGUUCACCAACAACGCA
Anoplopoma fimbria (sablefish) is the source of this 876-nucleotide messenger RNA. Its product is annotated as AP-3 complex subunit beta-2-like. The record is from RefSeq and is a predicted model, not a curated record. NCBI's taxonomy places the organism in Eukaryota, Metazoa, Chordata, Actinopteri, Perciformes, Anoplopomatidae. The annotation marks the transcript as partial. The transcript is spliced from 7 exons.